AUGAUCAAGAACCAUAUGUCCUUGAACCUGGUGUCAACCAAGGGUUGCUGUAUGCUCUGCUCGUUUUCAGGAUACUUCUUCACCCUGCGGGACAGCGACCCUGAAAACGAGGACAUUUACUCGUGGAUGUCGCCUGCUUGGAUCAUCCUUUUCUUCGGCGCGUUCAAUAUCGGGCUAGGACCAAUCUCCUGGUCGCUGUUAGGCGACACGAUGCCGUUCGAAAUCAGGCUACCGGUCGCAGCUGUCGUCGUCUGCCUCGGCUGGCUAGUGUCGCUGAUAUCCACCCUGACUUUCGACGAAAUGAUCAUCGCUCUCGGCGCUACCAAAGCCAUGUGGUUCUCAGCUGCUAUGUGCUGGCUGGCCACCCUAUUCUGCGCCAUAGUGGUCAAGGACACCACCGGCAAGAGCCUGGUCGAGGUCCACGAGGAGCACUUCUCCGCCGAGACCAACAGAGCAAUAGAGGAGACCUGA
Megalopta genalis is the source of this 471-nucleotide messenger RNA. NCBI's taxonomy places the organism in Eukaryota, Metazoa, Arthropoda, Insecta, Hymenoptera, Halictidae. The record is from RefSeq and is a predicted model, not a curated record.